AUGCCACACAUCUACAAUGCCGUUAAGUUAGACUUCAAGGCUGUCCUCUUGAGGCUGAAACGGAGCACUCUCAAGUCUCUUAGUGAGCUGGGGGCCUAGAAACUUUGUUCAAUAAUCUGGAGGUCCAUUUCUUCCUGAGGCGAUAAUUAGCUUCUCUCUUCAUUGCAGAUGGUGAUGAAUGGGAAGGGAAAAACAAGGGGGACCACAACAGAAUCCACAUAUUGGAGAAAUCAAAUAAAUAUUCAGAGUAUGGAGAGAACAUCGGCCAGAGCUCCCAGUCCACCGCCAAUCAACAAAAGAGCUUCAUUCGGAGGGAUAGCCUCACUUCACAUGAAAGAAUUCACAGAGGAGAGAAAUUGUAUCACUGCAGAGAAUGUGGAAAGAGCUUCAAUCGGAAGUAUAAUCUCACUUCCCAUCAAAGAAUUCAUACGGGGGAGAAACCCUAUCAGUGCUUUGAAUGUGGAAAGAGCUUCAGUCGCAGACAGAGUCUCAAUUCCCAUCAAAGAAUUCAUACAGGGGAGAAACCAUAUCAGUGCUUCGAAUGUGGGAAGAGCUUCAGUCACAGAUCACAUCUCGCUUCCCAUCAAAGAAUUCAUACAGGGGAGAAACCAUAUCAGUGCUUGGAAUGUGGAAAGAACUUCAGUCACAGAUCACAUCUCGCUUCCCAUCAAAGAAUUCAUACAGGGGAGAAACCAUAUCAGUGCUUGGAAUGUGGGAAGAGCUUCCAUCACAGCCAGAGUCUCACUUCCCAUCAAAGAAUUCAUACAGGGGAGAAACCCUAUCAGUGCUUAGAAUGUGGGAAGAGCUUCAAUCAGAGCAGCAAUCUCUCUUCCCAUCAAAAAGUUCAUAAAGGGGAGAAACCCUAUCAGUGCUUGGAAUGUGGAAAGAGCUUCAGUCAGAGGAGCAGUCUCGCUUCCCAUCAAAGAAUUCAUACAGGGGAGAAAUCCUAUCAGUGCUUGGAAUGUGGGAAGAGCUUCAGUCACAGCCCCCAUCUCAUAAUCCAUAAAAGAAUCCAUACAGGGGUGAAACCCUAUCAGUGCUUUGAAUGUGGGAAGAGCUUCAGUCAACACCCCCAUCUCCUAAUCCAUAAAAGAAUCCAUACAGGGGUGAAACCAUAUCAGUGCUUGGAAUGUGGGAAGCGCUUCAGUCGAAAGGACAGUCUCAAUUCCCAUCAAAGAAUCCAUACAGGGGAGAAACCCUAUCAGUGCUUUGAAUGUGGGAAGAGCUUCAGUCAAAGCCCCCAGCUCAUAAUCCAUAACAGAAUCCAUACAGGGGAGAAACCAUAUCAGUGCUUCGAUUGUGGGAAGAGCUUCAGUCACAGCCAGAAUCUCGCUUCCCAUCAAAUAAUUCAUACAAGAGAGAAAACCUCUUAG
Molecule: messenger RNA, 1373 nt
Organism: Podarcis lilfordi (Lilford's wall lizard)
Lineage: Eukaryota; Metazoa; Chordata; Lepidosauria; Squamata; Lacertidae
Source: the annotation of a GenBank genome assembly